AGUUUUGUGCUGUAUGCGAACUGCGCCCCAAUCGUACAAUAGUUGCCUUGGAAGUUGGAACUUGGAACAUAAUCGUCUCUCUCUCUCUCUCUCUCUCUCUCAUCCUCUGUUCAACCAGGCGAAACCCGCAACUGAAGUCUCCUGCUGCCCGACGACUUCCUCGAUUUCUCCACGACCAUCCAUUAGUCAGUUGAUCGAUCGUCGAAUCGAUUAACCAAAUCGCUAUGACGUUACGGCGCCCACUGAAUUCUAGGGCUUUUCCUGUGCUCCUCUUCUCUUCCAUCCUUCUGAGCUGGUUUCCAGAAUCCAUAAUGUCAGCAACCGUUACACUUGAUUCCAUCAAAAUAUUUAAUUCACAUGAGUGGAUACCCACCAAACCAACCUUUUACUUUCAGUGUAAAGGAGAGAACGAGACAUAUUUGCCAGAUGUGAAGGAGACUCAUGUAUCUUACUCUUUUAAGGGUGAAGAAUCUUGGCAGCCUUUGACGGAAUUUCCAAAUACGAAAUGCAAGCGGUGUGGGUUCUACGAGGAAGACAUCUUAAAAUCAGAUGAAUUUGAUGAGUGGGAGUUUUGCCCUUCUGAUUUUACUAACCCUGAUGGAAGUUAUAACAAGUUCAAAGUCGAAGAAUUCAAUGCUACAUUCUUGUGUCCUGAUUGUGUGCCUCUGGGAAGUGAUUCUAAUCAUGCCUCCGCUUCACAUAAUGGAGGCAAGGGAAUGCAUGUGGCCAUAGUGAUUCUAAUCAGCGCCUUGGUUUCAACUGUCUUUAUUCUUGGACUAGCGGCUGCAUACAAGUAUUGGCAAAAGAGAAAGAGGGAACAGGAACAGGCCCGGUUUCUGAAACUAUUUGAAGAAGGUGAUGACAUUGAGGAUGAGUUGGGUCUCGGGCCUCUUGAUGGUGUAAUUUGACAUCUUGCAUGAUAUCAUUACCUCACCACUCAAAGCCAGAGCUCUGUAUGGUGAGCUUUUUGACGAUUAAACUCGGAGUGAGAAAAGAAACAAGAAACAGUUCGGCAGCUCUGUGUACAAAUCUUUUUACUGCUCUAAUGAAAGUGUUACGGGGGUGGUUUAUGUUAAUUUGUUUAUUUGUCGUGUCUCAGUGUCGCAGUAGGUUUUAGGAUUGGCAAAAGGCUAACAGCAAAAGAAUGAUUGUAUAGAACUUGUAUUUGCGGAAACAGGGAGUCCACAAAUGCAUGAAACUGCACCCUUUUAUUUUUUAUUUUUGGGUGCUGCACCCUUGUUAAUAUAGUAACAACACGUACAUAAUAAACACGUUUGGUUGAAGGUUAAA
Rhododendron vialii is the source of this 1290-nucleotide messenger RNA. RefSeq lists its product as uncharacterized. Bases 225 to 908 code for a protein of 227 amino acids. Lineage: Eukaryota; Viridiplantae; Streptophyta; Magnoliopsida; Ericales; Ericaceae. The record is from RefSeq and is a predicted model, not a curated record. The transcript has 4 exons.